This is a messenger RNA of Mytilinidion resinicola, 2248 nucleotides long. RefSeq names its product cytochrome P450. Bases 349 to 2067 code for a protein of 572 amino acids. The record is from RefSeq and is a predicted model, not a curated record. The transcript has 3 exons. Lineage: Eukaryota; Fungi; Ascomycota; Dothideomycetes; Mytilinidiales; Mytilinidiaceae. Gene Ontology annotation, molecular function: iron ion binding; heme binding; monooxygenase activity.
CUUUCAAUCCGCGUACACUACUGAGCAUCUCUCUCAUUCGGAAGGCUGAAAAUGCUAUGAAGCUCCUCGCGCAGCGGUAAACGAGUGUAGGGAUUUCCAUGACGAGGCAUCAUGUACUGAUGGCCGUCUACUUUUCAUUGACGAGGCUGUUCCUUGUGUGCACCUGAGGUGACGUUGCCCCGCCCAGCCUUAUUCUACUUUAAACCUCGCUUUCGCUUCCGCGACGCGAUUCCUCCACACUACAACCACUUCCACUCUGCUUCCUUUUUGUUCAUCUAUGUAGAAGCUCUGGGUAAAAAGGACCGUUUCACUGCGUUCCGAGGUGCUCAAUACCUCUUAAUCACACCAAUGCGCUGUUCUCUUCUCUCCAUGGCCGGCUUCAACUCUCCGUCUCCGAAAUGGAGGCAAGUCGAUAUAAUGGGAUGGCAGACGCACGCUCUUGGCCUGCUUGCAUUCCUCUUGUGGCGAAACUUCAAGGACCAGCCUAUUCCAUGGGCAAUCGGCAUCUAUCCGCUGCUCCUCCUCUUCUCGCGACUCGAGUACUUCCUCAAAGCACGUGCCGACCCUAGAGAACCGCCUCUGAUCCCGCACCCAUAUCUCCCUUUCGUUGGUCACCUGAUUGGGAUGUUCCGCUACGGUGCCAAAUACUACGAUAUCGUCAACAAGGAAGCCAAGUACCCCAUCUACACCCUCCUCACUCUCACCAGCCGCACCGUCAUCGUCGCAUCCCCCCAAAUCGCCGCCGUGGUCCAGCGUGCCAAUAAAUCACUCUCCUUCUAUGGCGCCAUUCUCUCAGUCACGGAGCGUAUGGUUGGCUUCGACAAGACCGCCAUGUCAGUCAUCUGGGAGAAUGUGGAUCGUGAUUCCGGCGACCAUGGCUUGAUGAAUGAGUCGCACGACAUGGUCUCUUCCAUGCUAGGACCGGGGCCUACUCUGAACUCCAUGAGCGCUAUCCAGCUUGAUGCCAUUGCCGAUGCUAUGAAUAGCUACAUUCCAACUCCGCGAGCCAGGCCGGACACUUUGGAUUGUGGAAAGCCGGCGAAGCUCACCCGUUUGAUGGACUUUACGAAGCAUGUGUUUACUACUUCCAACGCAUAUGCUUUCUACGGCCCGGAAAACCCCUUCGUUCUCAAUCCCGGCCUUGACAAAGUCUGGUGGACGUUCGAAGACAGCAUCAAGCAAUUCAUCGCCGACAUUGUGCCCUCCCUCACUGCGCCCACCGCCAACACCGCUCGCAACAAAAUGGUCGCCGCACUGGAAGACUACGCCCGCCAUGAGCGCUACAACACGGCUUCCCCUCUUAUCCGCCAGCGGUUUGCCCUCAACUUUCGCAACGGCCUUUCUAUCGCCUCGACCGCGCGCUCGGAGCUUAUCCUCCUCUUCGCCAUCAUGGGCAACGCCGUUCCGACUACAUUCUGGCUCCUUGCGAACAUCUUCAGUCGGCCCAAACUACUCCAAACACUGCGCGAGCAGUGUGGAGCUGCUGUCACCAUUACCAACGGCGAACAAGGAGAGGUCCGCACACUUAGUAUCUCGAAACUGAAAGAAUGUGCACCCUUGCUCGUUUCCUGCUUCCGCGAGACCCUCCGUGGCAUCAUCGCGCUAACCUCAGUCCGUUAUGUCCGCGAGGAUGUAUCUAUACUUGAGUACCGCCUCCGCAAAGGCAGCGUCGUGCAAAUGGCAAGUGGCGUAAUACAUUCCGACACCUCGAUCUGGGGUCCUGACGCCGCCGAGUUCAAGCCUGACCGGUUUCUCGGACGGGACGAGUCUGGAGCUACAUAUGCACUCCCACUUCCUCCGUCUGUGCCCAGCGCUGCCUUCCGUGCUUUUGGUGGUGGGAGCGUGAUUUGUCCCGGUAGGCACUUCGCGUUGUCGGAGAUCAUUGGAUUCACGGCAUUGGUAUUGCUGGGCUGGGAGAUUGAGAGUGAGAAUGGCGGACUGAUUCAGUGUCCUCUCAAGGAUGAUAUGAAGAUCCCGUUUACGCCGAUGAAGCCGGUAAGGGACGUGGAUAUGAAAAUUACAAGGCGAGAUGGGUAUGAGGGCUGCGAGUGGAGGUUGGAGUUGUAGAGGCAAUAGGAGUAAAGGCGGCUAGGAUGAAUGUCCAAAGAUCAUUCAGGUCGAAUGGAUUACCUCUUCUCCUGAGUGACUGCAGCGCACUAGAGCAGCCCUGACAGUAUUAAGAGCUCGUGGAAAAGUAAUGAGACAGACUGGUUGUCCGUUUGCUCUGUAAGUACAGCUACUGCGUGUC